Molecule: messenger RNA, 800 nt
Organism: Lolium perenne
Lineage: Eukaryota; Viridiplantae; Streptophyta; Magnoliopsida; Poales; Poaceae
Product: basic blue protein
Cellular component (GO): plasma membrane
Molecular function (GO): electron transfer activity
Source: RefSeq, a predicted model, not a curated record
UGCACGGCAGCAUCACAAACACAACAGCAACCAUAACCCCGUCAAGGAUAAACAGCAGUAUCUAGCUUGAAUCUCCUCUGCUUGCUUUGCUCCUUCCAGUUCCAACCGCAAUGGCAGCUGCUAUGAAGAUCGCCCUCCUUGCCGUGGCGGCGAUGGCCGUCUUGAGCACCGCAUCGGCCGCGACAUACAACGUCGGCGAGCCGGCCGGCGAUUGGGGCUUUGGCAUCAACUACGGCAGCUGGGCGUCCUCCAAGCAGUUCAUCCCCGGUGACAGUAUCGUCUUCAAGUACAGCCCGCAGGCGCACGACGUGCUCGAGGUCAGCAAGGCAGACUACGACUCCUGCAGCGUCGCAAGCCCACUGACCACCCUCAAUACCGGCAACGAUGUUGUCUCACUCCCCGCCACCGGGACCCGCUACUUCAUCUGCGGUUUCACUGGCCACUGCACCGCCGGCAUGAAGGUCGCUAUCGAUGUCGUGUCGGCCUCUUCCCCGUCGACGCCAUCGUCGCCCGCACCAGCCAGCGGUCCCAGCGCCAGCAACUCUCCCCCGCCGCCAUCGCCCUCCGCCGCUACCUCCGUCAGGGUCACAGCAGGCCUUGGCCUUGUUGUCGUGCUUGCCGGUCUCAUGGCUUGAAGUCAGAUAUCUGAGGCGUCACGAACAUACGAGCUGAUGUAUAGUCAAAUUUAUAUUGCUGGUGUAUUAUUUUUUAGUGUGUGAGAGAAUGAUACAUUACAUGUAUAGGUGCAUAUUCAUGGUAGAGGAUAUAAAAUAAUAAAGUCAGCAUCUUUUCAAUUGAAA